CUUCAGUUGCCAGCGCGAUUUUGAAUGGAUUGUACGCGCGGCGAGUUCUCAAAAGUCGUGUUUUCAAGCCGAUAUACAUGUGCAUAUAUAUACAUAUAUAUUACAUAUAGUAACUGAAGAAUCCCAACGAAAGAUCAAAGAUUGAUAGUAAGCACAGCAACAUGAAAAUCUAAAGGAAAAAAACAGACUGCGUGCGUGUGUGCAAUAUAUGAAAAAAUAUAGUCCAAUAAAAAAUCUCUGAAUUUUUUGAUUUUUUCGAUUUUUUCAAUUUUUGUUUUAUUUUUGUGUGUGUGUUUGUUUGGUAUGCUAUCAAAUGAAAAUUGUGUGCAAUAAGCGGCGAAUGCAGGCCAGCAGCAGCAACAACAACAACAGCAAUACCAACGGAGGCAACUGCGGCAAUUACUUCAAUCGUAUGCAGGCGGCAUUCUAACUGUAAAGCACUUGGCAACGGUCAACGGCAGAGACAGAGGCAGAGGCAGAGGCAGCUGCAAGUGGAACGCACAGGAGCAACAUCAUUAGCCGGCACUUGAUUGCAUCAGCUUGGAGGCACGAGAUCUAGGCACUGGAUAUCUGAAAUCGGAUAUCGACAACCAGAUGCUGCAGAACCAUGGCGGCAAUUACUAGCAAUGUGUCGCGAUUGGAGCCAAUGCGCGGUAUUUCCAUAAUCAUUGAAUCGCCAGAAGUGGCAACGGCAACACCACCACCAGCAACAACAACCGCAACUGCCGAAGCAGAAGCCGCAACAAAACAAGUAGCACCAACUGCCAAGAGCAACAGCAACACUGAAAUGUCGCUCAAGUCACAGGCUGCUGGCAUGUUGCUGGCAUUUGGCGACACAGCAGCAACAGCCAAAGAUAAUUUGGAAACUAGUUACGACACUGCAGCAAAGUCGACAGCAGCACCAGAGACCAACAAAAUCUAUCCGCAGUUACUGUUGCGCAUUGGCGGAGAAAUUGCCGGUGCAACAGCAUCAGCAGAAGCAGCAGCAUCAGCAGCAACAGCAGCAGCAGCAACAGCAACAUCACCGACCAUAAUCAGCUGCAAUGGUGAAAUUGCCGCCAGUCAAGCAGCAGCAACAGCAGCGGACACAGCGGCAACAUUGCAACACAACAAUACGGUGAAGAUUCAAAUCGAAAGCCAGGGUCAGCAGCGAACACUGGGCAAGCAGAUAAGUGUGGUGAAGCUGAACGAGGGCGUGGAGGAGAUGCAGCAGCACAUGUGCUAUUUGGUGGACACCAGUGGCCAGUACUCGCCCUGCGAGACCUUGGACAGUGGCACGGGCAGCGAUCUGGAGAAUCAUCCGCAGCAGCAGCAGCAGCCGCAACAGGUGAGAUCACCGCAACUGGAGCUUCAUCUGCAGACCACGCGGCUGAUGGUCAACGAGGAGGCGGACCAUAAGCACAGCCCGCUGGAGACGCCGAGUCCCGUUCCGAAGCGAGCAUAUAGCCUCACCGAUGACAGCGAGGAAUGCGAUGAGAGCAGCAACUCAUCGCUAAGCUGCGAUUCCCUGCACUCUGGUGGCCUGCUGCCCACUACCCUGCUGCGGGAUAUUCGAUUCAGGGAACGAGCGUCCGGUCCUCUGGUCACCAAAAUCAAUGGCAGACCAUUGCAAUUCGAAACGGAUGGCUAUUACACAUUCCAUGUGCGCGAACACGAGAAUUUCCGGAGUUUUGGUUCCAAUUCCUCGACGGAAUACGAAGCGCAGCACUUUACGGAUGAGCAGCCGGGUGAGGAUUUUGUUGGCUUUCGUGACAUUCGAACGGCGGGCAAGCUCGCCGGCAAUUCUACAAUUAAAUCCGCCAAGGGAACCGUACGGGGCGUCAAGAAUCGUGUGCGCAAUGGAGUAGCCACCUUCUUGCAACUGCAACAGCCCAAUGUCAAGAACUAUAUGGAGAAGGAUGUGGGCAAAGUGGUUUUGUACACCACCAGCAUGGGCAUCAUCAGGGACACAUAUGCCAAGUGUGCCAAUGUUAAAAAGAUUCUGCGCACACUGCUAAUUAAAUUCGAGGAGAGGGACAUUUUUAUGAGCGUGGAGUAUCAGCAGGAAAUGCGCGAAAGGAUGCAGGACGAGACCAUCCGGGUGCCACAGCUCUUCGUCGAGGGUCAGCUCAUCGGGGAUGCCAAUAUCGUUGAGCGUCUGAAUGAAAGUGGUGAGCUGCGACAGCUGUUGAGACCGUAUAAAUCGAUUGCCACGGCGUAUACGUGCCAAACUUGCGGCGGAUAUCGCAUGCUGCCGUGCCCCGCGUGCAACGGUUCCAAGAAGUCAAUGCACCGGAAUCACUUUACGGCGGAGUUUGUGGCACUAAAAUGCAUGAAUUGCGAUGAAGUCGGGCUGAUUAAAUGCCCGAAUUGCUGAGGAAAACGCUACAAAGCUUUUUUCUAGCUAUAGUGCUUUUUUUUUCUAUCUAUAUCGAAGACAUAUUUUUUUUUUUUGUGCGCAACUUUUGUAGUCGCUUAUUAUUAACAGUUGUGAUAUUUGAGAGCAGUUAGAGCCGAUAAGGAGCGGCCGAAACGGAUGCGAAACGAAAAGGAACGGAACGGAACGAAACGGAACGGAAACGACACACACACACACACACACACACACACACACACACAUAAAACAUGUUCACGUAUGUGAAUCGAACAAAUAAAAAACGAAUUAGGCAUUAUG
This is a messenger RNA of Drosophila melanogaster (fruit fly), 2653 nucleotides long. RefSeq lists its product as uncharacterized. NCBI's taxonomy places the organism in Eukaryota, Metazoa, Arthropoda, Insecta, Diptera, Drosophilidae. The transcript has 5 exons. Gene Ontology annotation, biological process: sensory perception of sound. Bases 608 to 2356 code for a protein of 582 amino acids. The record is from RefSeq and is marked reviewed.